This is a messenger RNA of Laccaria bicolor S238N-H82, 900 nucleotides long. RefSeq lists its product as uncharacterized. Gene Ontology annotation, molecular function: iron ion binding; inositol oxygenase activity. The record is from RefSeq and is a predicted model, not a curated record. Gene Ontology annotation, cellular component: cytoplasm. Lineage: Eukaryota; Fungi; Basidiomycota; Agaricomycetes; Agaricales; Hydnangiaceae. The coding region runs from base 1 to 900 and encodes 299 amino acids. Gene Ontology annotation, biological process: inositol catabolic process. The transcript has 8 exons.
AUGCCUUCUGCAGUUGCCAUGACUAGUGGACGCGACCUCGACAUCACCUCUGAUGCUAUUGACGAAGUCAACGUCAUCAAGGGGAAGCUAUGGAACGACACGUCCGAAUUUGACGAGGCCAAGGACAAGUCUCAGUUCCGCGACUACGAAGCUGCUUGUGAUCGCGUCAAAGACUUUUAUAAAGAACAACAUGAGAAGCAAACAUUAGCUUUCAACAUCAAAGCUCGCGUGGAAUUCAAGAGCAAGAAACGCGCCCGUAUGGGUGUCUGGGAGGCAAUGGAAAUGCUUAAUACUCUGAUUGACGAGUCAGACCCGGACACGAGUAUGUCCCAAAUUGAGCACCUGCUGCAGACCGCAGAAGCCAUACGAAGAGACGGCAAACCCGAGUGGAUGCAGGUGACAGGCCUCGUGCACGACCUAGGAAAAUUACUCCUGCUGUUUGGUUCUGAAGGUCAAUGGGAUGUCGUCGGCGAUACCUUUGUUGUGGGCUGCAAGUUCUCAGACAAGAUCAUCUAUCCGGAAACGUUCAAAAACAACCCCGACACGUACGACGCAGUGUACUCCACCGAAUAUGGUAUCUAUAAGCCUCAUUGCGGGCUAGACAACGUGAUGCUAUCGUGGGGCCACGAUGAGUAUCUGUACAACGUCUUCAAAGAUCAAAGCUCGCUGCCGGCGGAGGCACUAGCGAUGAUACGAUAUCAUAGCUUCUACCCGUGGCAUAGGGAGGGCGCCUACUCGCAUCUCACGAACGAUAAAGAUGCCCGGAUCCUCGCGGCUGUCCAAGCAUUCAACCCGUACGACCUGUACAGCAAAUCCGACGAGCCCUGUGAUCCUGUCAAACUGCGACCCUAUUAUGAACGCCUAAUUUCGAAAUUCUUCCCUCCGGUGCUUGAUUGGUGA